AUGGACAAUGAGUCAGAAAUUAACUUUGAUGAUAUUUAAGAUGAUGAUGGAUUGUUAGAUAAUCAAUAAAAUGAGGCUUAAUAAGAUGAAUAGAAAAAAAAUUUAGAAAAUGAAUAGAAUAAAUAAGAUUAACAAUAAGAAAAUCAAAAAAAUUUAAUGAAAGAAGAAGAAUAUGAAUAAUUUAGUUAAGAAGAUGAAGAAGAUUUAGUUAAAUAGAAUGAUAAUAAAAAUUAAAAAAAAAACAAUGGAUGUUUUGAUGAUGAUGAUGAUGAUGAUGAUAUUCAAAAUAUUUAUUAAAACAAAAAUGAAAAAAAAGAGGAAUAAUAAAAUAAACUUGAAGAAGAAAAUCAAUUAUUAAAAGAUGAAUAAGUUGAAAAUUUAACUCCUCUUAAAGAAUAGGAUUAGGAUUAGAAUCAGGUAUAAAAUGAAAUUAAUCAUAAUAAAUCUUUUGAUGAAAGUAAUAAAAGUUAACAAUAAUAAGAGACAGACUCUUAAUUAUAAUUGGAUAAUUAAUCAUAAUUACAUUAAUAAGACUCAGAAAUAAAAAAUCAAUAAGAUUAAAAUUAAUUUAAUGAAGAAGUUACAUCUUAAAAAGAAGAUAAUACAUCUUAAAUAGAAGAUAACACAUCUUAAAAAGAAAAUACUACAUAAAUUUAUUAUGAAGAAGAAAAUUAAUCAAAGUCAACUGAAAAUUACAAAGAAGAUUAAAAUUAAUAUGAAGAAACCAAGAAACCAAUUGUUGAAAAAAAAAAAUAAAAUAAAAAAUCUAAGUAAGAAAUUUAAAAAGAAAAAUAAGAAAAAGAAACAUAAUAAAAAUACGAACUCAAAAAGUAAUUAGAAAAUGAUCUGAAAGAAUUUGAAUAAUAAAUUCAAGAAAAAAAAAUUGAAGAAGAAACAAAAAAAAUUGAAGAUAAAAAAAAAAGAUAAGAGAUGUAUUUAUUGUAAAGAAAAGUACAAUACAACUCUUUAUAAAUAAUAAAUAAAGUUUAAAUUUUAUAACCCUAUUUACCUUAAGUAAAAGCCAAUUAUAGAAAAAGAGUUUAAAUUAGCGAAGAUAUAUAAAUGAAUAAGAAAGCAUAAGAAUUAGUGCAAAAAUAUAAUACUGAAAGAUAUGGAUCAUUAGAAUAGUUUGAAUUAAACUUUCAAAAGUCAAUUAAUGAAAAAAGUACUUUGUUUUAAACAAAAAAUUCAAAUUCAAUAAAAGAAGUAUAGAAAUUAGAAAAAAAUUCAAGUAGAAACUCAUAGGAUCCGAUUAAAUUAAAUAUUUUGUAAUCAAGUUUAUAAAAUAAAAAGAAAUGA
This is a messenger RNA of Paramecium sonneborni, 1299 nucleotides long. The record is from the annotation of a GenBank genome assembly. Lineage: Eukaryota; Ciliophora; Oligohymenophorea; Peniculida; Parameciidae.